CCUUUGCUGAAGCUGCGACGCGGAGAAAACUUGACAGGAAUCCGAUAGGAGCCACGGCUAUUGGACCGACUUCCCCUGAUCUUCCAGAUAGGGUCUACUCCUGCCGCAAGGCCGCAUAUAGCCAGCACAUCCCAGUCUCAACGAGGCCGACUAUCCUUGGCUCCCGUCCGAGCGAUUCAGGUCGAGUCGUCGAGCGAUCAUCUCCGUUGACGUUGGUUCAGUCAGUCUUGGAUCGCCGGUGACUCAAACCCCGUCAGUCACCUCGCUGCCUGCCGAUCGCUUUUCGAUCAGCAAGCAACCAACUCGGGAGGCUUUUCAGUUCAGAUCUCAGCUACCUGUCGCUGAGAACUGAACUUGGGGAGCUUUCCCUCAUACGAUUAUGGCGCUCUAUUCUUAUCCGACUCCCCUGCAUGUCUUAUAUAGCCAGAAGGACACCCGCGGUUUCCGUCAGUUGCUCGACGCUCGUCAGCAGUCGAAUGGUCCGCAUUCCGGCGCAGGGGGGUCCUCCCUUCCUCGCUCGUGGGGCGUAUCCUCCCUUGGUCCUGUUGGAAACGAGGUGAAUGCGCGGGAUGGGUUUGGAAGGACAUUGCUGCACAUUGCUGCAGCAAGCCUUGAUGGGUGGGCACCCGAAUGGGUCCGCAUCUGCCUUGCUCAGAAAGGCAUCGAUGUUAACCUACAAGAUCCCGAGAACGCCUGGUCGGCAUUGCAUCGUGCGCUCUACGUUGGCAACUUGCACGCUGUUCGUCUGCUGAUGGAGCGAGCCGACACCGAUCUGAAGAGCAAAGACCACGAGGACUUCACACCUUGGGACGUAUAUAACCUAACGGUUGAUGGGACGUAUCCGGAUUUCGAAGCACCAUAUGGGACAAUGCUGUACACAUGGGGUGUCAAUCGCAACUUCACGCUCGGUCUGGGUGACGGGGACGACCGCACAUACCCUGAACCGAUCAAUCUCGCUCGCCUCACGCCGCCUUCGAAUGCCACGGGUAGCGCGAGAUUUGAUACUAUCGGUGUGAGCAGCAUCGUGAUGGCGAAGCUGCAUACAGGUAUCGUCACUUCCGAGGCUCGUGCGAAUGUUCGCCUGUGUGGUUUCGGCUCCGGAGGGCGCCUCGGUGCCGGAUCGCACACGCAGUACUCGUUCGCGCCGCUGAAGGACUUCGCCCACACCGUCACCGCUCUCGCGCUUGGUCAGGAUCAUACACUCGCCUUGACGUCCUCCGGAGAAGUAUACUCCUGGGGACUCGGUCGCUUUGCCCAGCUGGGUUACAUUAUCGACAAAGACGAUAAAGGCGCAGCGGACAGUGAGCAAGUGCAGUACAGCCCGAAGAAGGUUGUCGGUUCGCUUAAGGGCAAGGAAGUGCGAGGCAUCGCUGCCUGCAAGACCGCGUCUGCCGCUUGGACAAGAGAGGGACUCUAUACAUGGGGUACCAACGCUGGUCAGCUUGGGUACGAUAGACACACUGUCCCUACACAAGUCUCGCCUCGCAAGGUUACCGCCGUGACCCAAGGAGUGAUUGAUGCGGCACUUGCAGAGAACGCUAUGUGUGUCCUGCUCGAGUCUCAAGAUGUCUUGUGCUUUUGGAACGGAAUCCAUUUCAAGAUCAACUUCCCAGCCCAGAAGUUCAAGAGCGAGAGUUCAGUCUACCGGCCCCCACAAGCUAUCGUCAAAGUUAUGAUAAACAAGCUGGUAGUCUGUGAGAACGCUUUCGUCGCAUUAAGCACAUUCGGCGAUGUUUUCUUCUUCACCCUUCCUGAUCCCGGAAAUGUUGAUAACGAUUCCGAGAAGUUUACGCUCAAGCCUCAACGUAUUUGGGCCACCCGAUGCGCAGAAAGCAUGGCCAAGGACGUUGGUGUGGGAGCCGAUGGGACCGUCCUCCUGUGUACGGCGACUGGUCAUGUGUUUUCCCGGCAGCGAAAUCAGAAGCUCGCCAAUGACAGUCGACGCUCCCUCCCCGGCCAAGGGGCGCCACCUGGACCUGGAAACCUGAAGAGCUUCAAAUUUCAUCGUGUCCCAUGGUUACAGCGCGUCAUCAAAGUGUCAGCUAACAGCACUGGCGCGUUUGGUGCUAUCGCAGUUGAUGCUGUACCCAAACGUCUCGAUCUCACUGGCCCGACAUUAGGCGAGCAACUCGUUCAAGGCUUGCCUCAUUUCAAGCAGGUGGCUGGCAGUCGAGCUACGUCCGAUAGUGAUGUCCAAUCGCCCAUGUCUCUUAGUUCUGACAACAUCUCCCCUGUCCCUGUCACUGACGAAGAUGAUGAUGACGGCCCCUCCGAAACUUUUGAGCUCAUGGCAGCAUCUCAAGUAGUCGAGGCUUACUUGCAGCUCGAGGAGGACAAGCUGGCGCAAGUGACCAAGGUGGAACCGAUGCCAGCCCGACACUUGUGGGGUGCUGACGUCAGUAUUGAAGUUGCCGGCUGCACAAUCUACGCACAUCAGGCCAUUCUUGCGGCGCGGAGCACAGUUCUCAAAGAUGCUCUAGCCGGGAAGGGAUACACAGGUUCUGAGGUUGCUAUUGCACUUUCAAAGAACGCGAAGGGGCCCUUAACGAAGCUGAACAUCCGACUGUUGACCAGGCCAAGCACUGUCAUGCAAGAGCUCCAAGAUUUGCCUCUGGUUUUUCACCCACUUUCAGUCUUAUUACUGCUCCAGUACCUCUAUUCGGACACCAUACCCUCCAUUUGGGACCGCCUUGUCGGUGAGCGCUUACUCGGUCGAUAUCCCAAGCUCAAGCUACAUGCCUCCCGCCUACGUGCUGAAGUAUCGACUUUAGCCCGCGCACUGGGUCUAUCAGCACUGGAAGCCUUCAUGAGCGCUGCUACGUAUGCUCGACGUACUCCAACGCCCACCUUGAUUCGCGAUAUGUCUCGCCUCUUCGCGAGCUCGCAAGGUCGUGAAGCAAAAUAUGACAUGGUGCUGCAGUUGAAGGAUCGUCAAGUACAUUGCCACUCAGCUGUUCUCCGAACGCGCAGUCCAUUUUUCGCAAGCAUGUUCGAUGACGAGGACUGGAUGGCUGAUCGUUGGUCAAACGAGCAUGUGGUCCAGAUUGAUAUGAGACAUUUGACUUGGGAAGUCAUGGAGCCAGUCUGCGCUUACAUCUAUGAGGACAAAGGCCUGGAAUUACUCGACAACAUUGUGAGAAACACCGUUGAUGACUACAUCGACUAUGUUUGCCAUGUCAUGGCGGUUGCAAGCGAACUAUUGUUGGACAAGCUUAUGCUCGUCUGUUCUUCUGUGAUAUUACGACACGUCAACCUGUACAAUAUCCCUUCGCUGCUUGCGGACGCAGCCCAUCUUUCUGCAAAACCCCUCUUGAAUAGUUUGUGCGGAUAUCUCGCCAUGAAUCUGGAAUCUGUCAUGGAAUCUCGCCUCUUGGAUGAUAUGCCUCGUGAUCUUUUGGGCAAAGUGGGGGAAUAUAUAAGAUCUCUGCAGGCGGAGCGAAGCCCAGUUGCACGGUCGGGGAUUUUGAUUGAAGAGGCCAUGAAGACAAACAUGGAUUGGUCGUCUAUGGAAGACUUCCCGCAGCCGAUCCAGCGCAGCUGGAAAAAGAUGGUCAAGCCGUCUCCUAAGUUAUCACCAAUCAACCCCUUGUCUCCUCGUAUAUCGCCCUUGAUAAAACCGCUAAUGUCCCCGCCGGCAAACAAGAAUACGCACUUCAAGUCACCCCCCCUUGUUAUACCUGAUGAUGGUGGUAUCUUUGCAAUGGAUGAAGACGUGGAAACUAGUCGAAUUCCGCCGAUGUCAUUAGAUACGCCAGCAUCAAGUCAGCCCGCAUCCCCUCUUCCGAUUCCCAACAGAGCCCCGGUUUGGAAGGGCAAAAGCUUGCAAGCCCACCAGAAAGCUGACAUGCGAAGCAUCAUGGCAGAAGAAGCCACUUCUAAUGGACGGUACCUCCCUACCGGCGUUGGUAGCGCACCGAAAGGACAAGGAUUUCCAGCAUAUGCACCUCUAUUACCUGCGAAAGGGUUGGGAGUAUCUCCAUCACCUUCCAGAACACCGUCGGGUGUAUCAGUAUCAUCCACAACCGGGCCGUCUACAUCCACUCCCUCCACGCCUCAACUACGGCUUGCUGGUCGACCAUUAACACAACGGUCUCCGUCCGGUGCGCAACCUCCCGCGACUUCAGGAUCUCAUCUACCCACACCGACGAUGGGAACCCGUCAGCCAGCUUUCAAGGGGCCAGCGCUUGGACCAAUCAUCACUCCUGUCCGGGCGACACCGUCUGACAGCACGUCUCGGCGACGUAAUCAGGAUGCUUGGACUUCUGGCGGGCCGCUCCUGUCGACUUCACCUCCGUCUGCAGGCCCCAGCUCUGGCAAUUUAUCUUUCCUUGCCAUUCAACAAGAGCAGAAAGAGGCAUUGCUGGCAGGUACGAAGGCCCCCAAGAAGCCCAGUCUUCUUGAAAUACAGGAACAAGAACGGACAAAGAAACUGGAGGAACAAGCCAGUCGUGAGGAAACAGCAUUCAUUCAGUGGUGGGCGCAGGAAGAAGAGCGAAUGCGCCGGGGAGCCGGCAGGGGUAUCCCUCUUACAGAAGGCCCUGAUGGUGGGCGAAGUCAGCGACGCGGAAAAGGAAGGGGCAAGGGCGAGACUACUGAGGGUGGCCGCGGUGGACAUGGUGGACGUGGUGGACGACGAGGUGGUGCAGCUAGAGAAAAGGGCAAGUGCCAAUCUCAAGCAACGGUUGGAGCAUAAUUGGAGUUUGAUCAUGCGAAUGUUCUCUUGGAAUUCGUUGUUUUCGGUGUCGAAUCGCUUGCAAGGACUUUUAUCCUUAUGUAUAUACUUGUAUUCCUUUGUAUUGUAUAGCACGUGGAAGAUUGGCAACAAUAGAUGGGAGCAAC
Molecule: messenger RNA, 4839 nt
Organism: Dacryopinax primogenitus
Lineage: Eukaryota; Fungi; Basidiomycota; Dacrymycetes; Dacrymycetales; Dacrymycetaceae
Exons: 3
Coding region: 380-4693 (1437 amino acids)
Molecular function (GO): protein binding
Source: RefSeq, a predicted model, not a curated record